Messenger RNA from Lingula anatina, 639 nucleotides. Its product is annotated as secretory phospholipase A2 receptor-like. Lineage: Eukaryota; Metazoa; Brachiopoda; Lingulata; Lingulida; Lingulidae. The record is from RefSeq and is a predicted model, not a curated record.
AUGCGGAACAUUUUGGUGAUCUUGGCCUUGGUACCCCUCACAUCUCUGGCGACAGAACUGGGCAGUGGGCACUCGUUCCGGAUUCCGCCAGGAUGUGCACGCGACCUCACGCUGCCGACUUCCUACGUCGCAAAAACGUUGGACGUUCGAGAGCCGUCGCGGUGCGCCUUGCAGUGCCUUCAGGAGAGCUGGUGCCAGGGAUAUAAUCUGCAGGAGGUGGACGCUCUACUGACGCCGUCUCCAGCAAGCGGUUUCAUCAAGAUAGACGCCAACUGGUACCUGUGGGUUGAGGCUCAGAAGACCUGGUCAGACGCGGAGGCUCACUGCCAGAGUCUUCACUCCUCUGCCCACUUAACGGACGUUCCUUCACUGAAACUGAACACGCGGUUGAUCAACUACGCCAGGCAUAAUCAAGGAGGGAACUUCUGGACAAGCGGUAACGAUCAACAGACGGACGGCCAGUGGGUGUGGCAACAUCCGGGCACCUCCGUUGGGUUCACAAAUUGGAGAACUGACGAACCAAAUGGCGGAACGAACGAAAACUGUAUGAUGGUGUACAGUCAGCCAAGGGAAACCCACCAUACUCAGUGGAACGACGCGCCGUGUUCGGAAACGGUGUCUUUUAUUUGUAAGAUUUAG